UUUUGAAGCAACGCAGCGAUCAACAACACUAGUAUCUGAUGGGUAAGAUCGGCUGCAACAAUGAUGGAAACCUGGAUAACACAAAAUUCAGCCAGCCAAUGCCAUGGAUUGGCAUCUACGUUGCAGCAGCAUCGCUGGCCUGCCUCAUCGGAAUGGCUGCGGAUGCCAUCCACGGAAUCCGCAACCGGAAAUUCUGGUUCCCCUGCAAAUUCUCCUCCCUCAACGCCACUUCCCUCACCUUGUUAGCCGUAGCAAUAAAACUGUCAGUGGAUCUAAACACCUCCAUGCCUGGCCGCCACGAUCAGCUUGCAAAGCUUAGCAGCACAGUCUUCAUGUGCACAGUAAUGGGUAAUUCUAUGCCUUCUCUUGCAACCAUGGAGAACAAAGAUAUGUUUAUGAACAUCAUAGCCUUGGGAAUACUUGUUAUUACUGUUAUUGUGAAUAUCUGCAUCCAAUUAUCUACCGGGGUAAUCUAUAUUUUCUGGGAAGAACAUGCUUCCAUCCUGUUCAUCAUGCUUGUUUUGCUUCUUAUCUUGAGUUUCUCUGCUUUAACCGUUCCAACCACCAAGCAGUAUUUGGAACACAAAUACAACAAGAAAUACGAAUUAGCUCUGAAAGAAGGCUCAAACGACAACCUUAGAGGGGAUAUUAUGAAAUAUUGGAUGAUGGCUCACACAUGUAGCCCCCAGUUUGUGAUGGCGCGUUCAGUGACGUGCACUGCUUCUGGAGCAUUCUGUCUUCUGAGUGCUGCAACUUUAGCAGAAGCCAUGCUUAGAUCAUACUUUAUGCCAUGGUCGUGUAAAUUCUGCAGGGGAGAGUCUGAUUAUAAAUGGUCGACAACUCUAGUUCUCGUUACACAAACUGUUGCAGUAGGAGUUGGAACAAUAGCCCCAGCAUGCAGAUGGUUCGUCGCCAUCAAUUACAGUUGCCCGAAACGACGAAAUCAAAGCUGCAGAUACAGAAAAUUUAAGGUAGAGCGCUACUGGGUACAGAGCCUAGUAGAGAUGAAGGAGUGCCCGUUAAUUUUGGGAAGAAUCCGAAGUCGGCACUAUAGGAAGCUUGUCCAUGAUGGGAAAAAACGAUUCUUGAACUUGUGUAUCAGAGUGCAGAUGGGGAUUGUGAAAAUGAGCAAAUUGAUUUGCCUUAUUUCCAUUUUCUCUGUGAGCCAGAUCUUGUUAUGCUGCAACUACUGCAAAGAGUUGAAGAAGAGAUUCGAAUUCAACAAGAGUGUUUCAAACACUGAUCAAUCAGCUUUCGAAUCACAGCCUUUCCCAAAGCUGGAUCUUAGCCGUUUUGUUCUGCAUCUUGAAGGGGAGGAUGAAUUGGUUGGAUUGAUGAUGAAAUGCAGCUGUGACCCCACUGAUCAUUGGAUUCGGGAAGGUGACAAGAGACGGCCUAAAUACCUCAUAGAACUGUUGGAGAUGUCGACACAAGGAUUCAAGGGAGUGGGGGAGUUUGACAGUAACCAAGUUCCAUCUCUAGAUUCUGAAGAACCACCAAAUUGUUGGGUUCUUCCUGUGGUGACACUGACAAGUAUUGCAGUAGCACUUCCAAACAUCAGCCCUGGAUUAAUCAAAAGCUUAAUAUGUAGUGUGAAUGAAGGUUUGAUGUAUGCAAGGCUCAUAGAUAACCUGGAGGCAAAAGGAGAUUUGACCAACAUCAGAAGUGCAGCAGACGUUGUCUGGCUAGGAGUUGAACUCUAUCACAAGUGGUUGGAUGUGGAUCUCCGCAAACUGUCCCUUCAAGAAAAAACCAUGAAGGAAACACUUCAAAAACUUGCAGAUGCUGCAAAGAGCAGGCUUGUGGAGUUCCACAAGGAACAAAAUAAUCCUCAAUGUUUAAUGCGAAGAGCUUCCAAGUGGCCCAUCAAGGUAUUGGCUGCAAAUUCCAUGUACAGAAUAACUCAAACUUUGCUGCUGAAAAGUGAAAGCAGAGAUUAUCAGAUGAGUGAGAAAUUAUAUGAAACAGUAGUUGUCAUGAUCUCUGAUAUACUGGGUGCUUGCCUCACUAACAUACACAGACAUGUGUCCAUGAAGUGUUUGAGCAGCGCCAUUGAAGAGAGGGAGGAGUGUGUGAGGAAUGCAGUUUCCAUUCUUGGUAAAACUGAAAAGAUUAUGGAACUCCUAGAAAAUAAAGCUCUUCCCAGUUUAGAUCAUCGUCAAUGUCCAAUGACAUGCAUUGACGAGUGGCGCUCGUUAUACAUGCAGAAGAAGAAACCCUUGCCCUUCAUUUCCUCUCCAUCAGAGAGCGAGAUAGAUUCUUCCAAGUCAGGUGAAUUGUUCCUAACCAUUGACUAGAAUCGACAAGCCUGGAGUUCCAAAACAGAGGAAAAUAAAUUGUUUUGGUUCAUAGAUUAUGAUUAUGUAAAUACUUGUAACCACUCUCACUAUGAAAUAAAAAUUUUGUUCAUUUU
This is a messenger RNA of Corylus avellana, 2413 nucleotides long. RefSeq lists its product as uncharacterized. The record is from RefSeq and is a predicted model, not a curated record. Lineage: Eukaryota; Viridiplantae; Streptophyta; Magnoliopsida; Fagales; Betulaceae.